Messenger RNA from Diaporthe batatas, 708 nucleotides. RefSeq lists its product as uncharacterized. Lineage: Eukaryota; Fungi; Ascomycota; Sordariomycetes; Diaporthales; Diaporthaceae. The transcript has 2 exons. The coding region runs from base 1 to 708 and encodes 235 amino acids. The record is from RefSeq and is a predicted model, not a curated record.
AUGGCUGAAGUACAAACUCAACAACCUGUGGAAGCCAACCAUGCGCAAGCUGGAACGGCACCCCAAGAGACAUCCCAGCAGCAGGCAAAGCCGGCGACACCUGCUGCCUCGUACCUAGGCGACAACUUGAUUCCCGAUGCAGAAAUGGUCUACGAUCAGAAGCGCACGAUCAACGCUCCACCAGAGGACAUAUGGCCAUGGCUGGUCCAGUGGGGCAAGGACCGCGGCGGCUGGUACCUCCCCGCCAAGGUCGAGAAGAUCCUGCCCGAGAAGUUCCGCAGCACGCCGACCAUCGUGCCCAAGUGGCAGACCCUCAAGGUCGGCGACACCGUGCCCGACUACGGCCUGGGAAAGAAGGAGUCGGCCGAGGGCCACAGCAUCGAGGUCGCCAUGAUCGAGAGCGACCGGGCCCUCGUCUACAAGGGCCAGCGCGCCGGCGUCAACUUCACCUGGGCGCUGCUCCUCGAGACCCCGGCCGGCGCGCCCGCCGGCACCGAGAGCUCGGCGGCCAGCACCGCCUCUGCCGCUGAGACGGUGCUGCACCUGCGGUUCCGCGGCAAGUCGAACCAGACGGGCUGGAAGGCCAAGGUUGCCGUGCAGGUCGCCAAGGUUUCGGACGCAGUCAUGGCCUCGGCUAUCUUCCCUGGCAUUGCGGAUCGUGUUGAGCCCAAGGCGGAGAAGGCGAAGAAGAUGAAGGACGUGGCUUGA